AUGGCCAAGCAAUCUCGUGGUGCCCCUGGUGGCAAGCUCAAGAUGACCCUCGGUCUCCCCGUCGGUGCCGUCAUGAACUGCGCCGACAACUCUGGUGCCCGUAACCUGUACAUCAUCUCCGUCAAGGGUAUCGGUGCUCGCCUGAACCGUCUGCCCGCCGGCGGUGUCGGUGACAUGGUCAUGGCCACCGUCAAGAAGGGAAAGCCUGAGCUGCGAAAGAAGGUCCACCCCGCCGUCAUUGUCCGACAGUCCAAGCCCUGGAAGCGAUUCGACGGUGUUUUCCUGUACUUCGAGGACAACGCUGGUGUUAUCGUCAACCCCAAGGGUGAGAUGAAGGGCUCUGCCAUCACUGGCCCCGUCGGCAAGGAGGCUGCUGAGCUGUGGCCCCGUAUUGCCAGCAACUCCGGUGUCGUCAUGUAA
Trichoderma breve is the source of this 420-nucleotide messenger RNA. Its product is annotated as ribosomal protein l14p/L23e domain-containing protein. Gene Ontology annotation, cellular component: ribosome; cytosolic large ribosomal subunit. NCBI's taxonomy places the organism in Eukaryota, Fungi, Ascomycota, Sordariomycetes, Hypocreales, Hypocreaceae. The transcript is spliced from 4 exons. Gene Ontology annotation, biological process: translation. The record is from RefSeq and is a predicted model, not a curated record. Bases 1 to 420 code for a protein of 139 amino acids. Gene Ontology annotation, molecular function: structural constituent of ribosome; large ribosomal subunit rRNA binding.